AUGAUGUGAUUGGUGAUGCUGAUGUGUUUUUGAGAACCAAGUGAAUUAUUAAAAUUAAAAAGAAAUUGAAAUAUAAAUAUAUCCAAUUUAAUUUUCGUAAUAAUUGUUUGGUUUAUAAAGUUCUGGCUUUUCUCCUCUACUCCUUUUUUGUUCAUAAUUAAAAUGGGAUUCCGCCUAUUUUUCGGCGUAGUCGCCGCACUUUUUAUUUUUCAAUGUGUUUUGGGUGAAAAUAAAUAUUCCCGAUCUGCGAAUUCCAAAGAUCCCGAAGAAGUAAACUUCAGAAAGUUGGAUAAACCAUUUAGAAUGAAUAAAUUAAACUUGCUUUGGACUAAGGCUCAACAGCGUUUAACAGAACCAAAGUUAAAGUCCUUAUACAGUGAUCUAAUGAUUCAAGACAAAUUGGAAUUAACAUAUAAGAGAAUGAAGAGUGAAGGAGGGGAUAAAGAAGGUUUGAAGGAAGCUGAAUUGAGAAGGAAACUUACAACUAUCAUGAGCAACUAUGGACUUCGAGAGCAUUUUGAAGAUAACUCCAUGGGCAGGCAGAAACAAGAUCCAUCAUACAACGCAGCUUCCGACAGAUAUAUAAACAAGAGCCUGUUCAAAGACAAGAAAUUGAACAUGUUAUGGGCGAAAGCAGAGGCCUCGGGCUUCACUAGUGAAGAGUUGGCUGCUUUGAGAGAGGAGUUUACUCAUCAUCAAGAAAAGAUCGAUCAGUACUACGACUUGCUGGUGAACAUGGAGGCUGGGGAAACGGAUGGAUACAAGAAUGCAGUGAAUGACGAGGAACUUGAUAAAUUCAAUGAAAUCAACUAUGUGAACGACAACGGGGAGAACUUGACAAAGGAUUACAUAGACAAGUCCAACCUGGUGCGCGACAAGCACAGGGGCUUAAGGGACGGGUUUGACAGGCUAGAGAGGAUUGCAGCUAGAGGACCAACAAACAAAGAAUUCAUUGAGCCCAAAGUGCAAGGUCUGUGGAAAAUGGCUACUGCUGCUAACUUCACUGUUGAUGAGUUGGCUUCAUUGAAGGUGGAGUUGCAACAUUACGAGUCGCGACUUCUGAAGUUGCGCACAUUGCACGCCGACCAUGUAAGCAAACUUGAGAAACACCAUAGCAAGGUGGCAGCCACGGGCGACAAGAUGGAUCACUUCGCAGACACACAACAAACUAUCAAGAAACACACUUUGAAAGUUGAAAAAAUGCACGCAGAUCUUGAAGGAAGGAUUUUGGCCAGACAUACUGAAUUGUAGACAUAAAGAGUAGCUGUUUUAUGAAGUUCUAUUAAAUGUAUAGAUAUGUGAAGUGUUGUGUGAAAUUAAAAUGUUUAAAAUUAAUUAAUAUCGUAGGUAAUAUACUAUCUUUACGUAUUUAUGGAGGGAGUUUGAAGAAUCAAUGAUGCGUGACGUCAUUAAAUGUGUAAAACAUUGUUUAAUGUGGUAGCUUAAUAAAAUUAUGAACUUAUCUAGUUUUUAAGAAGUAAUAACAUAAUGUGAGUGUCACAAAUAAUUAUGUGGUGUUUUUGUUACUGAGUAACUUAAAAAAUUGAAUCACAAUGAAUUAUAAUUUACUUUCUUCCAGUCUUUAGUUUAUAGAA
Colias croceus (clouded yellow) is the source of this 1595-nucleotide messenger RNA. Its product is annotated as alpha-2-macroglobulin receptor-associated protein. Gene Ontology annotation, cellular component: endoplasmic reticulum; endomembrane system. NCBI's taxonomy places the organism in Eukaryota, Metazoa, Arthropoda, Insecta, Lepidoptera, Pieridae. Gene Ontology annotation, molecular function: heparin binding; receptor antagonist activity; low-density lipoprotein particle receptor binding. The record is from RefSeq and is a predicted model, not a curated record. The transcript is spliced from 7 exons. The coding region runs from base 163 to 1251 and encodes 362 amino acids. Gene Ontology annotation, biological process: regulation of receptor-mediated endocytosis.